Molecule: messenger RNA, 1599 nt
Organism: Diplodia corticola
Lineage: Eukaryota; Fungi; Ascomycota; Dothideomycetes; Botryosphaeriales; Botryosphaeriaceae
Product: amino acid transporter
Exons: 10
Coding region: 1-1599 (532 amino acids)
Biological process (GO): transmembrane transport
Cellular component (GO): membrane
Molecular function (GO): transmembrane transporter activity
Source: RefSeq, a predicted model, not a curated record
AUGUCCCAGCACGAUGCGGACUUGGCGCCGAAGCGGGGCGAAGAGCCGCUCCGCCACCUUGGCUACAAGCCGGUGUUACACCGAACAUACAACCUCUUCCACAACUUCGCCACCACGUUUGCCGCGCUGUACUUCAUUGGCGGUGUGCGCGUGACAUUUAGUACUGGAAUUGCCGCGGGCGGGAACCUUGCUUACUGGACGAGCUUCAUUGUCACCUGUGUCUUCACCUUCAUAACAGCAGCCGUUAUUGCCGAAACAUGCUCCUCCCUUCCGUUGGCUGGAUCCAUCUACCUGUGGGCUGCCGAAGCCGGUGGCCCUCGCUUCGGUAGACUCUUUGGAUUUGUUGUGGCUUGGUGGAGCACAACGGCAUGGACGACCUUCUGCGCCAGCAACACUCAGGCAGCGGUCAAUUAUAUGCUUUCUGAAAUCGUAGUCUUCAACGUAGACUUCCCCUCCGAUGCAUCUAGCGUCAAGUUCCGAGCCGUCCAAUGGAUCUGCACCGAAGUCCUGUUGGCCGUCGCUGCCAUUGCCAACCUCAUCCCUCCCCGCUACUUCCGCUGGGUCUUCUACGCAUCAUCCUUCACCGUCGUCCUUGACUUUCUCAUGAACCUGAUCUGGCUGCCCAUCGGCACCGCCAACACGUACGGGUUCCGCUCGACUCACGAUGCCUUCAUGACGACGUACAACGGCACCGGCGCCCCUGCCGGUUGGAAUUGGUGUCUCUCUUACCUUGCCACGGCCGGCAUACUCAUCGGCUUCGACGCCUCCGGCCACAUUGCCGAGGAGACGCGCAACGCCUCCAUCUCCGCCGCCCGCGGCAUCUUCUGGAGUACCGUGGUCAGCGGACUCGGCGGCUUCGUCGUCGUCAUCUUAUUCCUGUUCUGCGUCCCCGACGCCGACACUCUCUUCUCCUUCGGCGGCGCCCAGCCCUUCGUCCCUCUCUACGCCGUCAUCCUCGGCAAGGGCGGCCACAUCGUCAUGAACGUCGUCUGCGUAAUCGCGCUCUGGUUUAACACAGCCAUCGCCAUCAUCGCUGCCUCCCGGCUCGUCUUCGCCGUCGCCCGCGACGGCGUCCUCCCCUUCUCCCCCUGGGUCUCGCGCGUCGACCCCGCCACGGGCCAGCCCAAGAACGCGGUCCUCGUCGUCUGGGGCGUCGCCGCGCUCGUGACGUGCAGCAUCCUGCCGUCGGGCGUGGCCUUCACGUCGCUCGUCUCGGCCGCGGGCGUGCCGUCGGCGGCGGCGUACGGCCUCAUCUGCCUGGGCCGCCUGCUGCUCACGCCCAAGACGUUCCCGCGCCCGCGGUGGAGCCUCGGCGCCUGGAGCAAGCCGUUCCAGGUCGUGGCCGUCUUUUGGAACGGCUGGGUCGUCGCGGUGCUGUUCAGCCCGUACGCGUGGCCCGUCAGCGCCGAGACGCUGAAUUAUGCGCCGGUUAUUAUGGGGAUUGUGACGGUGUUUGCGGUGCUGAGUUGGUGGGUCGUGCCUGCUGAGCGGUGGUUGCCGAGUCAGCGGAUUAGGGAGGUGUUGGAGGCGGAUGAGAGGAGUCCUGGUGGUACUAUUGCUGGUGGGUUGAGGGAGGGGGAGGUGGAGCACGUGCGCUGA